CUGUUCUUAUUUAUCUUAUCUGUGAUGCAACCAUUUGAACCAAAACCUUGUUUUGUUGUGAUAUUUUAUGUAUCAUUGCUCUAGAUACUUCCAAUUAUAAUCCGUGGUAGUUUAUUCCCAAGGUAAACAGAGCUUCAAGAUGAGUAUGAGACCUGACGAUCACCGUAGAAAGUGGGACAAGGAUGAGUUCGAGAAGAUCGCUUCAGAAAGGUUGAAAGCGGAGUUAGAAGAAGAGGAGCGUUCUAAAAAGAAAGCACCUCCAGUAAAAAGAGAGCUCCUCAAGCAGCGUGAAUACAAAGUAGACUUGGACUCAAAAUUGGGCAAGAGUGUUGUCAUUACAAAGAAUACCCCCACCUCCCAGUCGGGUGGCUACUACUGCAAUGUCUGCGACUGUGUGGUUAAGGACUCCAUCAACUUCCUGGACCACAUCAAUGGCAAGAAGCAUCAGCGGAAUCUUGGCAUGUCCAUGAAGAUCGAGAGGAGCUCACUGGAGCAGGUGAAAGCAAGAUUUGCAAGCAACAAACGUAAACUAGAAGAGAGGAUCCGGGAAUACGAACUGGACAGCCGGCUGCGCGAGGCGGCUGAGGAGGAGGCGCGAGUUAAAGAGCUACGCCGCGAGCGCCGCCGUGACAAGAAGCGCAAGCUGCAGGAGGGUGACGAGCCAGAGGAGGAGACCCCCGCGCAGUCCGAGCUCGCCCAGAUCAUGGGCUUCUCCGGCUUUGGCGGAUCUAAGAAAUAGUGCCAACACAUGCUAAAAAAUAUACACUAACACACACAGACUUUGCUUUGCAGUUAAAUACCGCGAAUCGCCGUGUACACUCCAUCUGAUAUUUCAGUGAUGUGUCAUAAAAUUGAUGUCAUAACAACUCAGAGUAUAGCGACUGAAGGACCGUAGGUGCGAUGCACACGUCUUCCGCCUCUUUCUAUACCUGUUUCCUAAAAUCAGGCGCGGAUUUGUUACUCUCUGUAACAUUUGUAAUCAAAGAUUUAUCGAUUAUACCAGAUGUAUAAAGGCGAAGACAAAUCCGUGAUUCGAAUUUGUUAGUUAAUGUAGAUGGUACUGUACAGCUCGUACAUUAUGCGGUAACUCUAGUUGUCAAAAAUGGACGUUUGACGUUGACAUUUAUUUUAUUCGCUACCAAAAAAAAUAUCACCGUACAGUGCCAUCUUCUUAGCAGUUAAACUCGAGGGCUGGUUAUUCUCAGAAAAUGUGUCUACGGUCUAAUUGCCGCGACCCAUACUAAAUGUAUGAAAAGAGUCGUGGCAAUUGGACGCAACUCACGCAACCGCAAACAUAUUACGAGUAUACAUUUUUGACUAUAAUAAUAUAACCAAUCAAACCUGCAGCGUUAUGUUGUCUGGACAAUGUCCAUCCAAAGCUAGAUAUUUUACAAUAUUGUAAUAAUAUAACUACCUACAAACUCCACCAACUACACCACGUAAGGUAUAAACAUUAAACCCCUUAUUAAUAAACGUUUACUAAAGUUACGAUGCCGCUAAUAAUCGUUUGGCCCUUUCCGACGUAUUAGUAUGAUGGAAAGGGACAAACGAUUAUUAGCGGCAUCGUAACUUUAGUACACGUUUAUGAAUAAGGGGGUAAUUGUGUCAUUAUUUCCCAAAAGGUACAACUUUCGAAGUAUGGAGUUAUUGAUAGUUCCUAAAACUGCAUAAAAUUAUCUAAAGAAAUUAUUUAAGAAUGGAAACCGCUUUAGGACGAUCACCGGUUUCCCUUUCACGCAGCGGCAAGUCAGGAGGAAUGAAAUACUUUUUUUUACGGCGGUGCUAGUAAUUGAUUUGUAACAAUAAUCGCUACUUAUAUUCCGACCACUUACAAAACCGUCAAUAUCUCGGAAACUAGAAUUUAUAAAGUUGUACCUUUUUCUAAACUCCAUCACAAUUUGCCUUUAUUACCUUCCAUGGCCUUCAAAAUAUUAACUUUAUCAUAAAGCGGUGGAUUUUUUUAUAAAUAUUAUUGUGGAUCUUAGAAUUUACAUAAUAGCUAUAAUUGUAGCUUUAAUUAUAUUGAGUAAUUUAAAAAGUUGUUUUAUUUCUGUUGAAUAAACAUGAUUAACUUAAUAAUGGUGAUAAUUAAUGAUGUAAUCAGCCGGGCUCUGGAGCCGGCCAACUUUCCUUGCGUUUGGAACCUCCAAGGUUGUGCCGCACAGGUGAGAAGAUGCUUGAUGGUCUGACGUGUUCUGACAUUGGUUCCAUGGCCGAAGGGUCGUUGUCUCUUGUGGGAAGCAACACAUGGGCGUAGGCAGGUACGGGCAGGAGGGGGAGAGCUGAACUCUCCUCCGUAGGCCUCCGGCGAUGUCAAUUUUUUUUGCCCCCCUAGUUCACUGGCUAGCUACGCCCUUGAUGCAACAUACGUCAGUACAAUUGCGCCGUCCUACUCGAGUCUAACGGCUAGGUCCGCUGCGUUAGCCGCGGAGUAUGUGGCCAAAAUGAAACAUGCCAAGUACUCUGCCCUGGAGUCAAUGUACGACGUUGUGCCAGUUGUAGUGGAGACUGCGGGUCCUUGGGCUUUGGAGGCCAAGGAAUUCGUUAGAGAUUUGGAUCGGCGGCUAAGGGACGGGGUGCGACCUUCGGUCCGGACCGUACUUGGUCCAACAGAUCUCAUUGGCCAUCAGCAUGGUAUAACGCUGCCAGUGUGAUGGGGACAUUUGAGCCUGGUACUAUUUGUGACGGUUAUUUUAUUUAACUUACAUUAUUAUUUAAAAAAUGACGAAUUAUGUUGCGGACAUCGUCAUUGGUUUGUUUGGGUCGUAUUAGUAUGUACGUAUAGCAAUAAAUAAUAAAAUAAUAUCAUUUUUUUAUAAUUUAUGGCUAAAAAUAAAACAAAAUUUUACAAU
Messenger RNA from Cydia pomonella (codling moth), 2852 nucleotides. Its product is annotated as zinc finger matrin-type protein 2. The record is from RefSeq and is a predicted model, not a curated record. The transcript is spliced from 4 exons. Gene Ontology annotation, molecular function: zinc ion binding; nucleic acid binding. Gene Ontology annotation, cellular component: U4/U6 x U5 tri-snRNP complex; spliceosomal complex. NCBI's taxonomy places the organism in Eukaryota, Metazoa, Arthropoda, Insecta, Lepidoptera, Tortricidae. Gene Ontology annotation, biological process: mRNA splicing, via spliceosome. The coding region runs from base 140 to 739 and encodes 199 amino acids.